AUGUCAACAGAAAGUCAAACUGCACCAGAUUUGAGAGUAAAAUUCAGCAGAAGGGUUCAUAAAUAUGGAAGAGACCAAGAUCAAUGUGAAAUAGAGACGUUGGACGAAGAAAACCCAUACUCUGUUCCAGACUUACAACAAACUGAGAAAAACAACCAGAAGAACCUCCCAGCUGUGAAAAGAAACAGUUUCAGAGUUUUCAAAGUUUUCCUGGGAGUGUUUUAUCUUCUGGUUCUGGUUGGAGUCAUCAUACGCUCUCUUUUACUCACCUUGGAAGUCAACCAGCUGAAGACCAAACACAACCAACUGAACACCACCUACAAUCAGCUGCUCAACAAUGUUUCUGGAGAGUGUCCUGAUGGAUGGAGAAGAUUUGGAUCCAGUUUUUACAGAAAAUUCACAGAGAGUAAAACUUGGUCUGAGAGCAGGAGGGAGUGUGAGGAAAGAGGAGCUGAUCUGGUGAUCAUAAACAGCAAAGAGGAGCAGGAUUUUGUGAGACGACUGAACUCGAAUGGAUACUCCUGGAUUGGUCUGAAAGCUGAACGGUCGACAAGGACACAGGAAUAUGAAUGGAAAUGGGUGGACGGAUCACCGCUGACAACAACGUUCUGGGCUGCAGGAUGGUCUCAACAUCAGUAUAACCGACAUGGAUAUGCUGCACAGUGUUGUACUAAUAAAGGGAAAUGGACAUAUUCAUAUUACACUUCCACUAAUAACUGGAUCUGUGAGAAGAAAAAUUAAGAUUUCAUUGUUUAAUCCUGAUUACAUUCAGAUAACAUUUGGUCACUUUCAUUUAUUGUGUUUCAUGUGUCAUUUAUAAGUGUGUUUAUUCUGAACUUCAUCAUGUGUACAGGGUAGUGAAGCUAUCAUCAGAACUUGAUAAUGCUGAAGUAAAAUAUAAUGAUUGUAAAUAAGUAUAAAUGCAGCUUUUCUUCACUUUGUUUACUUGGGUUUUUUAAAUUUGAUG
Cololabis saira (Pacific saury) is the source of this 967-nucleotide messenger RNA. Its product is annotated as hepatic lectin-like. The coding region runs from base 1 to 741 and encodes 246 amino acids. The transcript has 6 exons. NCBI's taxonomy places the organism in Eukaryota, Metazoa, Chordata, Actinopteri, Beloniformes, Belonidae. The record is from RefSeq and is a predicted model, not a curated record.